AUGGAUUCAGGCCUGACUGCCAGCCAGCUUCUGGCCCCGAACGCAGAGUACGCUGGAAUCGGAUUGGUAGGAGGAUUACCGGAUGUUCCUGUACAGGGCUCGUUUACUCUUGAGGAAAUGCUGCGGCACCACCACUGUGUCAUUCAUGUCCUUGGCGAGGAUGUGGUUCGUGAAGGAGACUUGUCAGGCAAAACGACGUUGCUCGACUUGCUUAAGGCUAUCGGCAAGCUCCUCAGCCUAUUCGACGCGGCGAAGGCUACAUACUUCAACAAGAAGCAACCUCCGCGGCACAGUUCGGAACAGUGCAUGCAGCAACCGGGUCUUGUUUGCCUAGAAAGCACCAUCAGUAUUGGAAGACAGGUGCUCAAUGAAGAGGAGAGCGCUUUGGUCGCAAGAGACAUCGUAAAGUCUUCGGUCAUGCAGCUCGCAAAGGAAGUUACGGAGUUGAAGAAGUGGUUCUAUCAGUUCAGGAGUGUAGGCAACUCCGUCGCACGUUCAGAUGGGGAUUCCGUGGAAAUAGGAGAAAUGGAAAGAGUUCUGACUCGCAUUUGGGCCCUUGUAGCAGGCAUAAGGGAACAACGAUGA
Molecule: messenger RNA, 585 nt
Organism: Alternaria postmessia
Lineage: Eukaryota; Fungi; Ascomycota; Dothideomycetes; Pleosporales; Pleosporaceae
Exons: 2
Coding region: 1-585 (194 amino acids)
Source: RefSeq, a predicted model, not a curated record